Messenger RNA from Salmo salar (Atlantic salmon), 1175 nucleotides. The record is from RefSeq and is a predicted model, not a curated record. NCBI's taxonomy places the organism in Eukaryota, Metazoa, Chordata, Actinopteri, Salmoniformes, Salmonidae.
GUUUUCAUACAUUUUUACGAUAUAGCCAAUUUGUACUUUGUGGCUGUGUUAUCUAGUGGGAAUCUCUAGCUGGCUAGUUAUCUACCCUCUGGCGUUCCGCAAUAUUGGAGAAAAAGUUGAUUGAUAAUCCAAGUACUAUUUUGAAAAAUAUGCACUGGGCAUCAAAAUGAUCUCCCGAAUAGUUUUAAAAGAUGUGGUUCAGAGGUUCAAGAGUUUUACUCCUGAGUUACGGCUGGGAUUGUUUCUGUCAUAGUAUAAUUUGUUUACUGUCACUAACGUUACAUAUUUCGGUUUAUCAGAGGAUGUCUUCAGUCUUGGAACGACAGUUUUUGGCAAUGGUCAUGUGCACAAGCUCAAUAAGGUUCCGGAGUGGCGCAGCGGUCUUAUACUGGGUCUGCUACUGUUUGGUGCAUCUGCCCAGAACCAGAUGGAGGGGUUCAUGCCAGUAUCCCUCUCCCUUAUGUAUAUGGCCACAGUGCACUCCCGUAUGGUUAAGGGCUUUCUUUUCGGGGUCACUGUACCCAUGUUAGCCCUGCCCUGGAUGUUUCUGUUCAUCAUAACACUUUUGGUCCCACACACUGUCUUCCUUUGCAAUGUCAUGGCCAUCAUCGCAGGGGGGAUCUACGGAAAGGGCUGGCUCUCACUUCUGGACAUGUCCGAUGCCAGGGCAUCAGUGCUGGACAAGAAGAUGCCUUUCAGGCGGCUGAGGAACAUUGAUGUCCUGUAUGUCCCUGUAGAGGCGAGAAGGAAGACAGUCCACCCACCAAUCAUUCCAACCCCAGGCUCCUACCCAGUCCAAGCCUACGCUCCAGUGUCUUCUACCUCCAACCUACAGGCUACCGAGACCACACCAAAGACAUUUGAAGGCUGGGCCCACUCCUACUAUACACAGGGGAGCCCUGUUCAGGUCUCAGGUUAUUACGGACACAACCAUGGAUAUGGCCUCAAGCUUUGGGCCAAGUUACGGACAUGGUCACAAACAUGGACACAGCUGCAGCCACAGCCAAGGUCAUGGACAUAGUCACGAACACAGCUUUGGCCAUGGACUCAGUCAUGGACAUGCAUCUGCCUCUCAAACCAGCAGUCACUGGGCUCCAGUGGCUCAACAUCCACAUUCUCAACAUUCCCACCUCAGUCCAUUGUCUGUGUCUGUCAGUGCCCCAGGGGCGGAAAUC